UGACUAUAGUAGCCUAUAAAUAAUAAUAGCCUAUUUGAGUAGCCUAGCUGGCAAUCGACCUCACCGAUAUUAAAUGAAACUCGGAGCUGAUGAAGUUGGAGGCUUUACUGUGGCGCCCCCAUGUACAAGUCAGUGGUAGUUUAACCUCACUUUCCGUCUUUCGAUUCUUUUGUGGUAAGUGCUUGGACACGACCGAAAGCCUGUUUCAGUCGGUGUCCUGUGUAGGCUAACUCAAGACCUUAUGUUUAGUUCCUCAGAAACGGAACCAAAAAACAUGACAUUAUUGUAGAUUGUUCAUAGCCUGUAUUUUAAACUUGCCAACAGAAUCGGCCACUGCUGAAGGACUUACAACUGGUUCACUUAAAACUUUGGUAUAGACGACCGACGGAUGUGAGAACACUGCAUCUCUCAACACUGUUAGCUAUUCAAUUCUACGGUAACAUCGACUAGUAGGUUAGGGUGUUUGCCGUUCACUGCUGUAGUCGAAAAUCGGACUUGAUGUUUUUACUGAAAUGGACGUGAGAUUCUAUCCACCUCCGACACAGUCACAACUUGCAGCAGAACCUCCGCGACUGGGACCGUCACACUAUUUGGACUCUCCAUAUUGCAAUAAGUUUGAGAGUGACAUGUACAUGGGAAUGUCAGAUCCGGGCCAAGACUUUCUACCAGGAAACCAGUUCCGUGUCCCAGCCAGCCCCAGCCAGCAGAGCCAGCAGAGCAGCAAGCAGGCUGCAGGGCCGUGGAAGAGAGAGGCCUCCUCACAGGCUGAUGCCCAUCGUCUUCACUGGCAGUCCUACCCAGUACCCAGCCUUGGAGAUGAAGACUUCAACAUCCCUCCCAUCACACCCCCUACUCUGCCUGAACAUAUGCUGGCUUACCUGCCCGAGUCGGAGUCUGGAUCGUAUCACCCCCUGUGUCCCCCCUCUGCUUCACACAACGGACUGCACCCCUUCACACUGCAGGGCAUGGACCUGUCUGGCAUGCUCAGUCAAGAUGGUGGCCUUCUUCCCAGCUCUCUCUCUGUGAUGCAGCAGAUGGUCGACUCUGAGUCUAAAUACAACGGCCACCCCCAUCUGGAGGUCCUGAGGUCCAAGUGCCAAUCAAGCAUGGGUCAUCAUCAAGGCUCGCUGGCCGCCGUGAAGAAAUCACACCUGAAUACUCAGCUGGGAUUGUGUGGAAACCCCGUCAGCAAUGGUAGCAGUAGUUCCCCAUCGCCUCCUGGAAGCAAGUCAGCCACGCCCUCUCCAUCCAGCUCCGUGCACGAGGAGGAGGCAGAUGACUCUCUGAAGAUGAACGGAGCGGAGAAGAGAGCCGCCCCAGAGCAAGCCAAAAAGCCGAAGACGCCGAAGAAGAAGAAGAAGAGGGACCCCAACGAGCCACAGAAACCUGUGUCAGCUUAUGCCCUCUUCUUUCGGGACAGACAGGCUGCUAUUAAAGCACAGAACCCCAAUGCAACAUUUGGGGAGGUGUCCAAGAUCGUGGCCUCGAUGUGGGACGGCCUGGGUGAGGAGCAGAAACAGAUGUACAAAAAGAAUACUGAGACAGCUAAAAAAGAGUACCUCAAACAGCUGGCAGCAUACAGAGCAAACCUCGUCUCUCAGAGUUAUUGUGAGACAGUAGAUGUGAAAGGAUCACAGGCCUCUCAGAUCAUGGCCACCAAGCCACCAGGUUUCCCUAGCUCUGGACAUUCCCACCACUACAUGAGUCAUCCCUACCACCAGCAGCAGCACCAGCAGCAGCACCAGCAGCACCAGCAGCACCAGCAGCAGCCUGGCUUCAGUCCCCACCUGCCUGCCUCUAUGCAGGGGAUGUUGUCUCGAGGUGUGGUCCCUAGGCCCAGUGCAGCUAUGUCAGGAGGAGUGAUGAUGUCAGCCGCUUCACCGCCACCAGUUCAGAUCAGCCCUCCCCUGCAUCAGCACCUCAACAUACACCACCAGCAACAGAUGAGCUCUCACCACCCACUGCUACAGGGUUUCCCAGGUCAAUCGGAGUUCCAGAACACGAUCAAUGUCACAUCCUCUCCCCUGGACUAUCACUGCAGGAACACACCGGACUGGACUCCUGACUACGGCAGCACUGGUGCCCUGCAGAGAGAUAAAGCCUUGUACCUCAUCUGAUUGUAAUCAUCACCCCUAAAUCCUCCAUGAUCACAGAACCAAGGCAGUUCCACAUCUCAGCAAAUCUGUUCCAGAGCUGUUGUGUUUUUCCUCGCUUCAAUAUUUUGGCCUCAACUCAGGGGAAAAUACCAUCCUGAACAUGUAUUUGAAAUAAUUCUCUGUAGCUUAUCAUGAAAGAGGGUUGUGUCAAACAAUUACUAUUUAGAAAGCACUUAUGUUCUGUACAAGAGGGGGGCAUCACGAUCUCGCUGACAUUGCAAUUAACCAAAACCGUUUUUUGAAGAACACUGUAAUAGAAAGCAUGACUAUUAUAUUGCUCUCUCUCCCUCUCUCAGUACAUCUCAGUCUUUGAUGAUCUUUGCUAAUGCACUGCCUCAGAGACAGACAUGUUGUAAAAUGGCUGUUAAUAGGAGCUAUGAGUUCUGUAGAGGCUUGUUGUUGUAGCCCUCUGAUGUUGUAGCCCUCUGAUGUCUGUACAAUAUGUGUUAGAAUUGUUAAGAGUAUAAGAAUGAAAUAACUUUUUUUUAGUGAUUAUGAACUUGAAGGAACAGAUAUAAUUCAAUCAAAAGGGAUCAUGAAUCUGGAAAUGUUUACACAUUUUUCCAGACAUUUCACAGAUAUAAAGACUGAUGAAAAGGUGAAAGGGGGAUGUCAACGGAGGGUGCCGUGUUCUAAGUAUGCGAGAUUGAAAAAAAGUUUAUUUUGUACUCUACAAAAUACAUCUUUUUGUACCACAAACCACAAUAAUUCAAAUUGUCAUCCAGUAUCAUGUAUGAACAUAGUGUUUAUUCCACAGAGCGGACUGGGCGGAGGCUGUUACCUUGGCAUUCUUAAUGAUUCUUAAUAUUCCUCUACAGUCUACACUGUCUGUGCGGAGCAUUUUUAUAGUACGUGUUUGUGCCUAUUUAUGAAACAAAACCUUUAGGUGUUUGUAAUUAAUUAUGUUACAAUUCCAUAGUUGUAUUUCUGUUAAUUUGUUUCUUUGAUCAGGGCAACAGUUUGAAUAUUUCUUAUUUAGUUUUUAUUGUGUUUCAAAAAUAAAGGCAAACCUGUAUUUUGUGCAAUAAUA
Messenger RNA from Clupea harengus (Atlantic herring), 3186 nucleotides. RefSeq names its product thymocyte selection-associated high mobility group box (gene tox). Gene Ontology annotation, biological process: leukocyte differentiation; regulation of transcription by RNA polymerase II. NCBI's taxonomy places the organism in Eukaryota, Metazoa, Chordata, Actinopteri, Clupeiformes, Clupeidae. The record is from RefSeq and is a predicted model, not a curated record. Gene Ontology annotation, molecular function: chromatin DNA binding. Gene Ontology annotation, cellular component: nucleus.